AAUGCUAUAUACGACAUCAGUACAGGAGGUCACCAAAGGCUCACACGCAUAAGAAUUCUUUUGGAAGAUAAAGUGAAUUCUUAAUUCCAAACAGUUUUAAUGGCCAUGACAUUUUAAGUGACUAUCAGACUUAAUAAAUCAUUGCGAAAGACUGCUGGUGGUAUUCAGCUUCAAUGCCAUACAUUCUAGUUAGAGGGAACCUUGCAUCAUAUGGACAGCGCCAGCCUUGGAGAGUUCUUGUGUCAGGCUUGAAAGCAUCAGAUCUUGAGCAGAUGAGCAGAUUCGCUUCAGGAGGUUACUGUGAUGAAUCGACUAUAGUUUUCUUGCAACAUCCGUGUGUUAUUCUGACAGCCCUUGAAGUUCUGGGUUAUAAAGUAGUUGCUUCAUCCUCUGCCUCUGUUAAACAAGACUACAAUGAGUAUAUGUGGACUAUGAGAAAGGACUUUGCAGAACCAGAGCCUACUGGAAAUGGACAUACCACUUUUGCUUCCUAAUCAAGUCAGUAUGCCAGACCUUCCAACGUACUUAUAUGCUGCAGUCAAAGGAUCAUUGCAUGCUAGUGACUGUUCUGUCUUUGGACUCAACUGUGCUGAGAUACAGGCACUAACCAAGCGUUACCAAAAUACAUCAUCUG
Messenger RNA from Schistocerca cancellata (South American locust), 634 nucleotides. RefSeq lists its product as uncharacterized. Lineage: Eukaryota; Metazoa; Arthropoda; Insecta; Orthoptera; Acrididae. The transcript is spliced from 3 exons. The coding region runs from base 174 to 494 and encodes 106 amino acids. The record is from RefSeq and is a predicted model, not a curated record. Gene Ontology annotation, biological process: negative regulation of biosynthetic process.